This is a messenger RNA of Malania oleifera, 1796 nucleotides long. RefSeq names its product phosphoglycerate kinase, cytosolic. The transcript is spliced from 7 exons. Lineage: Eukaryota; Viridiplantae; Streptophyta; Magnoliopsida; Santalales; Ximeniaceae. Gene Ontology annotation, molecular function: phosphoglycerate kinase activity; ATP binding; ADP binding. Gene Ontology annotation, cellular component: cytosol. Gene Ontology annotation, biological process: gluconeogenesis; glycolytic process. The record is from RefSeq and is a predicted model, not a curated record. The coding region runs from base 315 to 1520 and encodes 401 amino acids.
AAAGAAGAAAACUUGUACAGGUGUCGCGAGAAAACGCUCCCAGUUUUCCUCUUUACUAGUCGACUAUUCGAAGAAGGUUUUACCUUUCUUUCGCCCAUUGUAAGCUUCGCCCGUCGUGUUGCGCAAACAACGGUGCGUGGCAUUUGGAAAUCUAGCGUGCACCUUUAGCAGCGGGCUCACUUUAGCCAACUCUUCUUAUCGUGAACCUGACCUAUAAAUUCUCCGCAUCCCGUUCUCUCUCUCCUCCGACUGUCUGUAAAAAAGCCAUUGGCGUCUGUCAUUUCUCCGAUCCCGUCUUUCUUCAUUGACUUGUAAUGGCGACAAAGAGGAGUGUUGGUACUCUGAAGGAAGCAGAUUUGAAGGGAAAGAGGGUGUUUGUGAGGGUUGAUCUGAACGUUCCUCUGGAUGAUAGCUUGAACAUCACAGAUGAUACCAGAGUUCGUGCUGCCGUACCCACCAUCAAGUACUUGAUGGGUUACGGAGCCAAGGUCAUCCUCGCUAGCCAUUUGGGACGUCCAAAAGGUGUAACCCCGAAAUACAGCUUGAAACCUCUUGUACGAAGGCUAUCUGAGCUUCUUGGAGUCGAGGUUAAGAUGGCAAAUGACUGUAUUGGUGAAGAAGUUGAGAAAAUGGUGGCUGAAAUUCCUGAGGGAGGUGUUCUGCUUCUUGAGAAUGUGAGGUUCUAUAGGGAGGAAGAGAAGAAUGAUUCUGAAUUUGCAAAGAAGCUAGCUGCUCUUGCAGAAGUCUAUGUGAAUGAUGCCUUUGGUACUGCUCACAGAGCCCAUGCUUCCACAGAGGGAGUUGCUAAGUACUUGAAGCCUGCAGUGGCUGGGUUCCUUAUGCAGAAGGAACUCGACUAUCUUGUUGGAGCUGUGGCUAAUCCAAAGAAGCCAUUUGCUGCAAUCGUUGGGGGUUCAAAGGUGUCAAGUAAGAUUGGAGUGAUAGAAUCAUUGUUGGAAAAGGUUGACAUCCUUCAGCUCGGCGGAGGAAUGAUCUUUACCUUUUACAAGGCCCAAGGAUAUUCAGUUGGAUCCUCACUUGUGGAGGCAGACAAACUUGACCUUGCAACAUCGCUUAUAGAGAAAGCCAAGUCCAAAGGGGUUUCUCUGAUGCUUCCUACCGACGUGGUUAUCGCUGACAAAUUUGCUGCUGAUGCUAACAGCAAGGUUGUGCCGGCAUCCAAUAUCCUGGAUGGUUGGAUGGGUUUGGAUAUUGGACCCGAUUCCGUUAAGACAUUCUGUGAAGCCUUGGGCACUACAAAAACAAUAAUCUGGAAUGGACCUAUGGGCGUGUUCGAGUUUGACAAGUUUGCUGUGGGAACUGAGGCUAUAGCCAAUAAGCUGGCUGAGCUCAGCGGGAAAGGGGUGACGACUAUCAUUGGAGGUGGCGACUCUGUUGCAGCUGUGGAGAAGGUUGGGGUUGCAGAAAAGAUGAGCCACAUCUCGACCGGAGGUGGUGCUAGCCUGGAGUUGCUCGAGGGGAAACAACUUCCCGGCGUCCUUGCUCUUGACGAUGCUUGAUGACUUGGUCUCUUUGCCCGGAGUUCUUUCUCUUCCUGUGCGUCUGUACUGGUGUUACAUAUAUAAAAUACAAUCUGGGUAUUUUCCCAGGGUGGAAUUUUAAUCAUAAUAGAGAUGAUAGUGUGGGGUCAACUACAUAAUUUUGAAAUAAGUGAUUCCUCGGGCAUGUUUGAUGAUGCCAUUGCUUCGGACUUAAAUCUUCAAUUGCUUAAGGUUGACGUUCAACAAUUUUGGGAUGAUGCUGUUAAUGAUCCUAAUAUUUUUGGUUCCUUUAAA